AUGGUCUCUUCGUCCAUCACUGCCGCUGACACCGCGUCGCAAAAGUCCACACCCGCUUCGUCUCCGCCCUCCAUCGAAAUGGAGGACGUGGAUCAUGGCGUCUCGAAGGAGAUGCUAGCAGAAGAGGAACAAAUGCGGUUGCGCCGCGAGAAAGAAGAUGCGAAGCGGGAAGCAAAGUUGGAGAAAGAAAGAAAAGAGGAUCUACAAGGUGGGAAAGAGGUUCUGGAUACCAAGUUCAAAGCGUUGGAACAUCUCAUGAACAAAAGCAAGCUUUUUGCUACAGUUAUGCUCGCUCAAAUGCAACGCCAAGAGGAAGAAGAGAAGGUCCGCGACGAGAAGACACAAGGUCAGGCACGAAAACGAGAAGAAAAAGCAGAAAAGGCUGCCGCCGAGUCUCAGCGUCGUGCGACACGAGCUGCAGCAAUUACAAAUGGGGACGAUACCACUGAAGCCCACGCUGAUCGGAAAUCGUUGCCCACGCGAGGGCGCGGACGGCCAAAUAAGGGCGCGAAAAUCUCGGAUUUCUUCAAGAAAGAGGAUAUCGAGCAAAAGACUAGCAACGCGAACGUUGUAGAUGCCCUGCAAGAAGCCACCGCUGAAGAAGACAUCCAUACAAGCGAACUUGGCGUCCAAAAUCUCAAAUCGGCACGUCAGCCGAGCUUGGUGACUGGAGGCACUAUGCGAUCGUAUCAGCUGGAAGGGCUUGAGUGGCUGAUAUCGUUAUACAACAAUGGAAUAAAUGGCAUCUUGGCGGACGAAAUGGGAUUGGGCAAGACGAUUCAAACCAUUGCAUUCCUUGCUCACUUGAGGGAGAAGAAGUCGUAUGGACCGUUUCUCAUUGCUGCUCCGCUAAGUACAACCAGCAAUUGGGUGGAAGAGUUCAGUAAAUGGACACCCUCUGUCCCAGUCGUGUUAUACCAUGGGACUAAACAAGAACGGCAAAAGAUUCGAACUCAAAAGUUCAAGCAUCCAGGGACUAGCGAGUUUCCUGUCGUGAUUACUAGCUAUGAGAUUUGCAUGAACGAUCGCAAGUUCUUAACUGGAUUUGGGUGGCAAUUCAUUAUCAUUGAUGAAGGUCAUCGAAUCAAGAAUCUUGAUUGUCGAUUGAUUCGGGAACUCCAGUCGUAUCAAUCUACCAACCGCCUUCUGAUCACAGGAACACCUCUCCAGAACAACCUCACCGAGCUUUGGUCACUUCUUCAUUUCUUGAUGCCAACCAUCUUCGAUAAACUAUCUUCAUUCGAAAGCUGGUUCGAUUUCUCCGCACUAAAGGACCGACAGGGAUACGAAAGCCUCUUCUCGGAAGAACGCCAAAAGUAUCUUGUUGCUUCACUACAUGCAGUCCUCAAACCUUUCUUGCUUCGAAGAGUGAAGAUGGACGUGGAGAACCUCAUGCCGAGAAAGCGCGAAUAUGUGUUAUUCGCACCCCUCACUCCUAUGCAGAGAGAACUCUACCAGGCCAUUCUCGAUGGAACAAGUCGCGAGUUCCUCGAAGACAAAGCUCUUGAACGUCUGAGUAUUGGAGGCAGUGGGACUAGUACCCCCCGCAGCGCGCGUAGCACCGGGAGUCUUAAGCGCAAGGCUCUUGAAAAUGGUGCCGAUACCCCCAAUAAGAGUGCCAAAAUCUCGCGGGAAUCAACUCCCGUGUCGACCAAAAGAGGCCGUGGACGACCCCGCCAGAGCUACGAGGAAGUCAGCGACCAGAAGUACUUUGCACAGCUCGAUGCCGAAGUCUCAUCUCCGGAGGAAGAAGAGCUUAACUCUGAAGCCGUCGAGGAGAAGGUCCGAGCUACAACCCUUGCUAUUGCGAAACGUCAAAUUGGCGCCAAAAAGCUGCAAAAUCCUAUCAUGCAACUCCGCUUAUGCUGCAACUCCCCUUAUAACUUCUUCAAUCCUUUUAUAUCAACGUCAUCUGAAGGCGGUGAAACCUUUGCGACAGAGACGGAGCCAGAUGAGACUCUCGUCACAUCGUCGGGAAAGAUGCUACUUUUGGACUCUCUGCUUUCCGAAUUACUGAAGCGUGGACACAAGGUACUCAUAUUCAGUCAAUUUACUACGCAACUUGACCUUCUCGAGUCCUACUGCAACUCCCUCCGAAAUUGGCGAGUCUGCCGCAUUGAUGGUAGCGUUCCGCAGUCGGUGCGCCAGGAGCAGAUCCGGGUCUUCAACAAACCUGCUGUCACAGACACCCGGAAACGGAACAAGGCUGCGGCAGAUGGCGAUGACGAGGAGCCGAGCAACAUCUUCCUCCUCAGCACCCGUGCUGGCGGUCAAGGAAUCAAUCUGGCUGCGGCAGAUACUGUCAUCUUAUUCGAUAGCGACUGGAACCCGCAGCAGGACUUGCAGGCCCAGGAUCGAGCGCAUAGGAUUGGCCAAACGCGCAACGUGAUCGUAUAUCGCUUUGCCACGAGAAAUACUGUUGAGGCAAAACUGCUGGAGAGCGCUGAGGGAAAGAGGAGACUGGAGAAGUUGGUCAUCCGCAAGGGAGGGGUGAGAAAUGGGAAGGGGUCGAGCAAAAAGGGAGAUGCAGAAGUAGGGUCUAGGGAGGAGUUAGAAGACCUUCAAAAGUUGCUGCGGCGGGCCGACGGCGAGAGGUUCGAUGUUGAUGACGGGGUUAACGGCGGAUUACUACCAGGAAAGGAGUUGGAAAUUCUACUGGACAGGAGCGAGGAGGCGUAUGAUAGGGCCGAGAAAGGAUUGGAUAUCGGCGGAGAGGGAUCAGUGUUCAAGGCCGUGGAGAAGAAAGGCGAGGGAGCACUAUUGGAUGGCUUGAAGGCUUGA
Mytilinidion resinicola is the source of this 2781-nucleotide messenger RNA. RefSeq lists its product as uncharacterized. Gene Ontology annotation, biological process: negative regulation of gene expression via chromosomal CpG island methylation; pericentric heterochromatin formation; lymphocyte proliferation. Gene Ontology annotation, cellular component: pericentric heterochromatin; nucleus. The record is from RefSeq and is a predicted model, not a curated record. The transcript is spliced from 4 exons. NCBI's taxonomy places the organism in Eukaryota, Fungi, Ascomycota, Dothideomycetes, Mytilinidiales, Mytilinidiaceae. The coding region runs from base 1 to 2781 and encodes 926 amino acids. Gene Ontology annotation, molecular function: chromatin binding; ATP-dependent chromatin remodeler activity; ATP binding.